UCUUUCCCCAGGCUCAUUCAGUCUGUAUCUGCCAAAUCCUCAUUCUCUUGUAGUUACAGCCCUAACAGGCUGCAGCUGGAGGAAAGGGCAAGGUUCAUGUAAGCAGUUCUGCUGCUCGUACAGAUGUUCGUGUUUCAAAGCCCUGUAGCCACAGGGGUUUCUGCAAGCCCACGGCAUCUCUAGGCCUUGAAUAGGGUUAAAGGUAAAGUAAAGGGACCCCUGACCAUUAGGUCCAGUCGUGACCAACUCUGGGGUUGCGGUGCUCAUCUCGCGUUAUUGGCCGAGGGAGCCGGCGUACAGCUUCUGGGUCAUGUGGCCAGCAUGACAAAGCUGCUUCUGGCGAACCAGAGCAGCGCACGGAAACACUGUUUACCUUCCCGCUGGAGCGAUACCUAUUUAUCUACUUGCACUUUGACAUGCUUUCGAACUGCUAGGUUGGCAGGAGCAGGGACCGAGCAAUGGGAGCUCACUCCGUCGUGGGGAUUCGAACCACCGACCUUCUGAUCGGCAAGCCCUAGGCUCUGUGGUUUAACCCACGGCGCCACCCGCGUUAACCCACAGCCUAACCCUAAUACCAAAAAUGUGGUGGGAGUACAAGGCUUGCUCUGCUGCGGACUUUUUGAGGCACUUUCCAGCGGCCGUGUCCUCCUUUUCUCACAUUGAAUGGAACUGAUCUGCAGAAAAGACCUGAAAAGAAAAGAGACGAUGCAUGUAACCUUUUUGCAACCUAAGAAAUGUUUUAAAGAAAUGGUGCAGGACAUGUUUGCAGCUGUGGGAGCCUAGCCAGACUGGGAAUGCCAACUAUUGCUGGUCGCUCUCGAGUCAGGAGGUGACCAUGGUAAAAACAGUAGCAGUUAUUGGAGCAGGAGUGAGUGGUCUGGCAUCCAUCAAAUGCUGCCUGGAAGAAGGUCUGGAGCCUACCUGCUUUGAGAGGAGUGAUGGCAUUGGGGGACUGUGGCGGUUCAUGGAGUCUGCAGAGGAAGGCAGAGCCAGUAUUUACCACUCUGUGUUCACCAACUCUUGCAAAGAAAUGAUGUGCUAUCCAGACUUCCCCUUCCCAGAGGAAUUCCCAAAUUACAUGCACAACUCCAAGCUUCAAGAAUAUAUCCAGUUGUAUGCCAAACAUUUCGAUCUUGUAAAAUACAUAAAGUUCAAGGCUCUUGUGAGUAAAAUUAGGAAACGCCCGGAUUACCCUGUUACUGGCCAAUGGGAAGUCGUCAUAGAAAAGGAUGGGAAGGUGGAAUCAGUUGUAUUCGAUGCUGUUAUGAUUUGCUCCGGACAUCAUGUUUAUCCGAAUAUUCCAACAAAUAGCUUUCCUGGGAUAGAGAAGUUCAAGGGCAGCGUUUUCCACAGCCGAGAUUACAAGGGGCCUGAAAAGUUCAAGGGGAAGAAAGUCCUGGUGAUUGGCCUUGGGAAUUCCGGCUGUGACAUUGCUGUGGAGCUGAGUGCCACAGCCUCGCAGGUUUAUCUCAGCUCUAGAAGUGGAUCCUGGGUAAUGAGUCGUGUUUGGGACAACGGCUAUCCCUGGGACAUGGUGGUCAUCAGUCGCUUUGAAACCUUCCUCAGGCACAUCCUCCCAACAGCCAUCAGUGACUGGUUGUAUGUGAAGCAAAUGAACAGAUGGUUCAAACAUGAGAAUUAUGGCCUGAUGCCACUGCAUAGAACCUUGCGCAAGGAGCCUGUCUUCAACGAUGACCUCCCAAGCCGCAUCGCAUGUGGAACCGUGGUGGUGAAGCCGAACGUGAAGGAGUUCACGGAAACGUCUGCGAUAUUUCAAGACGGGACUGCGCAGGAAGGCCUUGACUAUGUCAUUUUUGCAACGGGCUACAGCUUUGCCUACCCAUUCAUGGAGGACGAGUCCAUCAUCAAGUGCAGGAAUGACCAAGUCACCUUGUACAAAAGCAUUGUCCCUCCUCUGCUGGAAAAACCCACCCUGGCGGUUAUUGGCUUAGUGCAGUCCCUUGGGGCAGCUAUCCCAACCGCAGACCUUCAGGCUCGGUGGGCCGUGAGAGUGUUUAAAGGUUUAUAUAAGCUGCCCCCGAAGAGCAGCAUGAUGGAUGACAUAGAUGAGAAAAUGGGGAAAAAGCUCAAAUGGUACGGCCAGAGCGAUACCAUACAAACAGAUUACGUUGUCUACAUGGAUGAACUUGCCUCCGGUAUUGGUGUGAAGCCCAACAUUCCAGUCCUCUUCCUGACGGACCCCAAGCUGGCUCUGCAAGUCUAUUUUGGCCCCUGCAGUCCAUAUCAGUUCCGUUUGUCGGGACCAGGGAAGUGGGCCGGAGCCAGAGAAGCCAUCUUGACACAGUGGGACCGAACGCUGAAGGCCACAAGAACCCGUGCCGUAAAGGGCAAUCAGAAUUCUUUCCCGCUCUUUUCUAUGCUCAAAAUACUCGCACUCGCCCUUCUCCUUCUUGCCAUUUUCAUGAUGUUCAACUGAGCAACCUCAGUGCCAAAAUAUACGUGACAGAAUGCUGUGUGGUUUUUAUUGAAAAAGCUGCGUUUUUAUUGAAGAUGUAAACUUUUUCGUGCAAGAGGGGGAAAAGCCCAAAGCAAAUAGCAUGCAUAAUAGGGUGAUGACUUUUACAAUUUUUUUCUCAAAAAAUAUUUCCUGUAGCACAAAUGGAUGAACUUUUGCCUAUUAAUGACUAAAAUGAGGCAUAUUCCAUUGAAAUAUUUAAAAAGGUUACGCA
This is a messenger RNA of Zootoca vivipara (common lizard), 2690 nucleotides long. RefSeq names its product flavin-containing monooxygenase 3. The record is from RefSeq and is a predicted model, not a curated record. Gene Ontology annotation, molecular function: N,N-dimethylaniline monooxygenase activity; flavin adenine dinucleotide binding; NADP binding. NCBI's taxonomy places the organism in Eukaryota, Metazoa, Chordata, Lepidosauria, Squamata, Lacertidae.